Messenger RNA from Rasamsonia emersonii CBS 393.64, 1143 nucleotides. RefSeq names its product Multidomain presynaptic cytomatrix related protein. NCBI's taxonomy places the organism in Eukaryota, Fungi, Ascomycota, Eurotiomycetes, Eurotiales, Trichocomaceae. Gene Ontology annotation, cellular component: phagophore assembly site. The transcript is spliced from 4 exons. The coding region runs from base 1 to 1143 and encodes 380 amino acids. The record is from RefSeq and is a predicted model, not a curated record. Gene Ontology annotation, biological process: autophagosome assembly.
AUGGCGCGACAACCUCGAGAGUCCGAUGUACAUUUCACGGUCUUCAUCCGGCUUCCAUUUCCUCGAGGCGACUUUAUCGAUCCCCCACCCACUCGCGGGGAACGUUCCGAACAGCUUUCUGACAUUCAUCACAGCGCUGACGACUUCAACGUGACCCUCCCGUUUCUCCUUCAGCAGGUAGCAUGGCUUUACGACCGGCAGUUAUCGCAAGUUCGAGCGCAGAUGCGGAAAGUCGGCACUACACACUCCCAUUCACCAUCACCCGCUCUUGGAUCGGUAUCAGGAAGCGGUGCGCUGGGUGGUCAGGCUAUGAAGAGAGCAGGCAGUGGCGGGUCUCGUGGUCCCUCAAGGCUGUCGGCACUACAGAAAGAAACCCCUCCCUCGAGGGUGGAGAGCAGCCCCUCAACCCGUCCUAGAGGUCCGACAUCUGUGCGGACGAGCUCGACAAACACGGUAACCCAGGCCAAGGUAGCAAGAGAACCGUCACCCCAAAGAGUUACACCGGCCGCCGCAAGAGAACGAGAGCCAUCCGGCCGAGGAGCGCCCCCCACGAGGCGAGAAAGACCAUCUUUGGCCAUCCUUCAGAAAUCACAAAAGCUCGAGGAGGAGAGUUCGUCAUUGUCCUCGUCUGACGAGUCGGACUCGGAAUCGGACGAUGACGUCCCUAGCAGGAUUCCCGGGGUACGGCGGUUUGGCAAAUUCUCCAUGCACAAGCCUGGUCUGAGAGAUGGGCAGGAUGAGAAUGAAGAGGAUGAAUCUCCUGCUUUCCUACCUCUCUCCCGAGAUGCUCCUCUCAGCACCCAAGGCCGGGAUCUCAACGCCACUCUUCGUCUUGAAGAAGACGCUCCCGACACGCACCGGCGACGCGCCACAGAGCAUAUCCCGCCUUCCAAACAAACGGUGCAAAGUAUGUCUCUAAACAGCUCAACUAGCUCUGGAGUUGCUGUCGGGACAUCGGAGACGGGAGUUCCUCAACGAGCAGACCGUCCUCCAGGACCGAUCAGCCCACAGAGGGCUGUAGGCGCCAAGCGGCCUAGUCCACGACAGCCGGCAUCGGGAAAGGAAAGCAGUGAGGAAACUCCUAGUAUGGGUAGUAGCUUUAGCGACUUGGAUGGUAGGCAUUCAUUGAACCCUCCUCCCUAA